Molecule: messenger RNA, 2323 nt
Organism: Hevea brasiliensis (rubber tree)
Lineage: Eukaryota; Viridiplantae; Streptophyta; Magnoliopsida; Malpighiales; Euphorbiaceae
Product: AT-rich interactive domain-containing protein 5
Exons: 13
Coding region: 496-2067 (523 amino acids)
Biological process (GO): regulation of transcription by RNA polymerase II
Cellular component (GO): nucleus
Molecular function (GO): DNA binding
Source: RefSeq, a predicted model, not a curated record
CCUGCGACUGUGCGUUUUCUUUUGGUUGCACGAAAUCAACUGUGCCUCUAUCGGGGGAAAGGGUCAGAUAAACAAAAAACGCCUUCGUGAGUUGGGUGCUCUGAACUCUAUCCUUGGUUCUUUCCCUCUCUGGUCUGCCAGACACUAUCACCGUGCCAUUUCUUCUCUUUGGGAAAGAAAACUGAAAACACUCACUCACGCACGAGAAAUACAAAAUAGAGACACCAACUCUCUGUUGCUUAUUCUCUGGCUGCUGGUUAAAGCGCUGUGGUUGGACUCAGGUGAUGCUUCGUUGAGAACGUUGUACUCUUGAAAGUACUCCAAACUUUCUCCUCUCUUUUGUUCUUGGCUUUACGAGCUAAGUCUUUUUUUUUUUUUUUGGUUCUGGGUCUUUUUAGGGUUUCAGCUUCCGUUCUCUUUACCAAGGGUGGUUGGGUUGGUUGUUGAAUUUCCAUACGGAUUUUGGUAGCAAUAUUAUACUUUUUUAUUGUAGACAUGAGUAGUAAUGAAAUGGUGGAUACCAAAGAAGCGGGAAAAGAUGUGGAUGAAACACUCAGUAUCAAUCUAAAUGAUGCACUACUUGAAGGGGAAGCCAAAGUCCCUCCUUUGUCUCACCCUGGGGAUCAGGAAGCUCAAAACCCUGUCAAAAAUGGGGAACUGGGGGCAGAUGACAAGGAUGAUGUUACGAAAGAUGCAAUAGACAACACAGUUGUUCAAGUAGAGGAACAACUCCUUGCUGAAAAGGUUGCAGAAAUUCAUGAUGCCAAAAGUCCUGAGACCUUUCUUGAUAACAAGGCUGGCGAAGCUGCUAGUGAUAGUAAAAUCCAGGAAAAUGUAAUUACUGCUCAGGAUAAUGCUGACAAUGUUGCCAAUGAAAUUAACAUUGAUGCAAAUUUUAAAAAAGAGGAUAAUCAUAUUCAUAUAUUGAAUGAGAAGUCGUUAGAGACCAAAGCUGAAGAAGAUGAGAAAGUUGAAGUUGAUAAGAAGGUGGAGGCAUUGAAAGACGUGGUGACCAAGGUGGAUUUGUUUCCACAGACACAAAUUAAAAGGGUGAUGCCAAAUCCCAACUUGGUUGAAGAGUAUGAAGCCACCAUGAACACUCCAAACAAAUCAUUCCUGGUGGAAACUUCUUCAGCUGAGGGCUAUGAGUCAGGAACAGAAGAUGAGCAAGCUGCGUUUAUGAAAGAGGUUGAAACUUUUUAUAAAGAGAAUCACUUAGAAUUCAAGGCCCCAAAGUUUUACAAAGAAGAACUGAAUUUGCUCAAGUUAUGGGCAGCAGUAGUUAAACUGGGAGGCUAUGAACGGGUGACUUCAUGCAAGUUAUGGCGGCAAGUGGGAGAAUCAUUCAGACCCCCAAAGACCUGCACUACUGUCUCUUGGACAUUCCGAAUUUUCUAUGAGAAGGCAUUACUUGAAUAUGAAAAACAUAAAAUGCGUUCUGGUGAGCUUCCUUUUUCUGAUGCUUCCUUGACAGAGCCUCCUAUUACAGUUGAAAAUCAGGCACCAGGAAGUCAAGCUCUUGGAUCGGGUAGGGCACGGAGGGAUGCUGCGGCUCGUGCCAUGCAGGGAUGGCACUCCCAUCGUCUUCUUGGUAAUGGUCAGGUUUGUGAUGCAAUCAUCAGGGAUAAGAACUCUAGUUCUACACCAAAGGGUGACAAGCAGCUAAAAUUGAAUGGUUUACUGAAGCGUAAAAGGCCAUCAAAUGUUGAGCGUGCUGUCCAUGUUCCCUAUAUGAAAACGAUGAAACUACAGGCAGAUACAAUGGUCAUGGACAUUGGACCUCCGGCUGAUUGGGUGAAGAUCAAUGUGCAAAGAACUAAUGACUGCUAUGAAAUAUAUGCUUUAGUUCCCGGGCUUUUGCGCGAGGAGGUGCAUGUGCAGUCUGAUCCAGCUGGACGCUUGAUUAUAUCUGGUCAACCAGAGCAACUGGAUAAUCCUUGGGGUGUCACACCUUUUAAGAAGGUUGUCAGCUUACCUUCAAGAAUUGAUCCACAUCAGACAUCUGCUGUGGUUACCCUGCAUGGGCAGUUGUUUGUGCGUGUCCCAUUUGAGCAGUCAGAUAUUUAGAAUAUGGAGAUGGCUCUCUUAAAGUACAGAGGGAAAUUACACCCGCCAGGACUAUUAUAGUGUAAGUUGUUUAGUCAUUGCUCACAGUGGGAGCUUGAAACAGUGUAAACGGGUAAAAAUUUAUGUCUUUCUUAUCAUGUAACUAAUAGGAUUGAGAUUCUCACAAUUAUAUCUAAUUAGACAUUAGCCCGCGCGUUGCAAAAUCUUUUUAUUUUUAAAUUAUUAUUGUAUAAAAUUGUAGGAUGUCACUUUAUCA